ACAGGGUUGCCACGCCCCCUGCCUUAACUGUUCGAAGGGAGUCGCGGUGGGAGCGCAGAUCACAUUUAGAGCUCAAGGAAGAAGGAAAUAACUAAUGACAACACAGCUGGCUGUUUUUGAAUGACCUACAGAUCUCAAUGGACUGGCCCCUUCUUAUAGUUUUACAAGUGUUAUUUCAGCCCUCUCUCUCAGUCUUGUUCACUGUGGAGGCAGAGCAAAGCCUGUACACGUCAGAGUUUGGAGAAAGUGUCGUGAUGGGCUGCAAGUUCAACCCUAAACCCUCCUAUCCUCACCCUGACCUGAACGUGACCUGGCACUGGAUCAACUCUGACUCCGUUCAGGACGUGAUCCGGCUGGAUAAUGGCGUGGCGCGCUCGGAAUCUCCAAAGUAUCGGGGACGAGUGCAGCUUCUGACCGAGGAGCUGGCGGAAGGCUGGGCUAAACUGAAGAUGUCCAGUCUUAGAAUCAGUGACGCCGGGAAGUACCAGUGUGUGGUUCAUUCAGCGGAUGGAGCCGACUAUAAAACUAUAGCCUUGUCUGUUGAAGCAUCUUAUAAACCAGUGACCAAACGCAUUGAGAGGGUUGCAACGGGUGAUGAGGUCCUGAUAACCUGCCAGUCUGAGGGAUACCCUAAGUCAACAGUUGAAUGGCAGAAUGGAAACCUGGAGACACUCAAUCCCAACACCACUGCUGAAUCAACACCAGACCAGAUUUUUAGAAUCACCAGCCAGAUAAAAGUCAGCUCAACAGAAAAAAACAACUACACCUGUAAAUUUACAAAAGACGGCCCCUCCGCAACAAUUUCUAUUCCAGAUGACAUACCACUUCUUCCUGCAAAAAAUGAUGCUGUCAUCAUUAUACUGUGCAUAGGAGUGAUAGUGGUAUUAGCCUCUGUUGGAGUGGUCACCUAUCGACGACGAAAAGGAUCCCACAAUCACAGCACUCACAGCACCAGGAACCUCCUGGAAAGACCUGCUCCUACCGCUGCUUCCUGUCUAAGAAGUUAUGACGACAACUAUGAGAAUGAGAUAACUACUUGUAAUGAAGGCCAUGUGGAGGAAAAUCUGGGGUUGUAUGUGAAAACGCAUUACUCAGAAAGCUUUCUCAGUGCAGAGCGAAGAAAUCAAUGCGGCACUUUCAGUGCGGAGGAGCUGCCUCGCAGACUGCAAAACAAUGAAGGCCACCCUGUGAAUCUUCCUGCUUUACUCCCGGGAGCUGGCGAGACAUUUUUCCUUGAGGGACUUCCCGGAAGUGGGAAAACAACUGUAGCCCACAUCCUGAUCUCAUCCUGGACUGAAUGGCCCACAGAUGCCCUUUCCAACUUCCUUGACCUCAGCGCACUUCGUCUUCUCUUAUAUGUUGACUGCAGCUCCGUGAAGGGCGACUUGUUUCAGGAGAUAACAACUCAGCUUCCACUCACCAAAAAGAUAUCAACAGAAAAGCUGAGAACUCUUUUAAUCACAUCUGGCAAGGCUCUGCUUUUGUUGGACGGCUACAAAGAAGGAAACCAAUAUUUCGAUGACUCAUUAAGGAAGUUUCUAAGUGAACAAACAGGUUGCAGGGUGCUGGUCACGGCCAGCCCAGGACACUGCCCCGUGCUCAGGCAAACGGUUGGGAAUGAAGGAGUUCGAAAGCUUCAAAUACAACCUGCAAAGUACUGAGCUUAAAAAUAAUAUUGUGACCAAGAAAACAUUGUAUAUUAGUUAGAUUUUUAACAAAUGAGGCAAGAGUUUUGUGUUUCUGUAUGUGUGUGUGUGUGAGUGAGAGUGAGAGAGAGAGCUAGGUGUUUCGAUUUUUUAUAAGCCCAAAUAUGCUGCAGAAUGUACUGAAAAUGCAUGAUAAUGUGUAUUCAAAGUGAUGCGCGGGAAGUUAUAGAUGUGCAACAAAUUAUAAUUUUGUAUUCUUUGUUGUCUUGAUUUCAUUACAGUGCAAUAGGUUUUUUCAAAAUUCUUUUAGAGAAAGUACAUCAUUUUUGCUGGAAAAGCUGCGUAAUGAAAGCGUUGAUAAGAAACUGGUGUUUGCAGAAUCUAUGAAAGCGGCAAUUAAAAUCUCCUUUUUCAAUACAUGUAACAGUUCAGAUACAGCAGUGGUUUCUGUUUUAGUUUAAUGUUGGUGCAUGAAAAAGAGAAAGGUCAUAGUUAAGGGUAUCAGCUAGACUGCAAGCAAAGCAGCAACAGCUUCUCUCUGGUGUCAAGAGCAAGAGGAAGUGACUCUUUGAGUGUUCCUGGCAAGAGGUCAUUUAUGCCAGUAAUGUUUAAUUUAGAAAAAGAAAGGGUCUUUUUUUUUAAUUCUUUUUUUUUUAAAUUUUUGUAGGUUCUUCAUUUUGUGGAAAAGCAAGCAUGUUUACCAAAUUUCAAAUGGCAUCGAGCCAGUAAUUUGUCUGGGUUAACCGUGCAUAUUGUCCUUGUUUUUCUCUCAGCCCUGGUCUGUUGCACUGGUCGACAUCAUCUUUUACUAAACUCGUGAUUGUGUGCUUUUUCGCUACGGCUGGUGACUUUACGUGAUCUCAAAAAGUCCUGAGUCAGCAGUAAACAGCAUGUUGUUGUUAUUUCUUUUAUCAAAUGCACAAAAAGCGAUGAACGUUUGUGUGGUAAAUAGAGAAGUGAAAGAAAACAUGCUUUAAAGAAGAGAAUGAUAUCCAAAUAAUGUGGUUUACUGUAGUUUACAAAGUCACACCCGUGAUGUGCAAUUACCACUGCAACAAAACAGAUGGGGAAAUAUUCCACCAAAGUAGUUUGUUGGCUUUAAGUUAAUACACAACUAAAAUGUGAUUUUAAAAAAAGGACACUCAGUAGAGAUGGGUUUGUAGAAAGCUAAAAGAAGACCGAAUCCCUAAAGACUCGUCACAUAAUUCUACAUGUAGGAUGUACAUGGAGUGUUUAACAGAUCAUUAGAAGUGGGAUAGAAGAAGGAGAACCAUCUCAACAGCACUUUAUUACUUCUUGUUGUUUUUGUUGUAGGCCAAGAGGGCUAAUACCACUCCAAUGCUAAGGCACGGUGGAGGCUGCAUCAUGUUAUGGGGCUGUUUCUCAGUAGAAGGAACCGUUGUAAUGGUCGGAAAUGAGAAAGAGCAGAGUGCAUGCAACCUAGUCAGCCAUCUACUUAUCUUUCAGUCCUAACGCCCAGACCUUUACCCCAGACAGCAUCUGCUUGAAAAAAGACUUCCUCAACUCCAGGCUUUGCCUUUGUGCACUUUGACUUCAAUUCGUCACCAUUUAAAAAAGAUACAAUCUUCUGUUAGAUCUGUGUGGAAAAUCACACACAACUCUGGGAAUAGCUGUCUACCCAGCUGUCUAACUGCUGGAGUUUAUAAAAAAAAAAAAUUCUUCUAUAUAACUCCCUCUUUAUAUCCAGUAGAAUUGAUUAACUGAUUAUCUUUAAACCAUCUGUGAUUUCAUGGUUUUUACUGAUCUGAAUGUCAUCCCUUUUUUAGAUGAUAUGCUUUUUUGACAAUACAGCCACUACUAAAGAUGAAAAAGUGA
This is a messenger RNA of Oreochromis niloticus (Nile tilapia), 3482 nucleotides long. RefSeq names its product coxsackievirus and adenovirus receptor homolog. Gene Ontology annotation, biological process: cellular response to lipopolysaccharide; positive regulation of T cell proliferation; negative regulation of T cell proliferation. The transcript has 10 exons. Bases 138 to 1661 code for a protein of 507 amino acids. The record is from RefSeq and is a predicted model, not a curated record. Gene Ontology annotation, cellular component: external side of plasma membrane. Lineage: Eukaryota; Metazoa; Chordata; Actinopteri; Cichliformes; Cichlidae.